Hibiscus syriacus is the source of this 1348-nucleotide messenger RNA. RefSeq names its product homeobox protein knotted-1-like 2. Gene Ontology annotation, molecular function: DNA-binding transcription factor activity, RNA polymerase II-specific; DNA binding. Gene Ontology annotation, biological process: regulation of DNA-templated transcription. Gene Ontology annotation, cellular component: nucleus. Bases 152 to 1258 code for a protein of 368 amino acids. The record is from RefSeq and is a predicted model, not a curated record. Lineage: Eukaryota; Viridiplantae; Streptophyta; Magnoliopsida; Malvales; Malvaceae. The transcript is spliced from 6 exons.
AUUUCACUAAGUCUCCCCUGACAUAAAACUACAAAGAAUUUCAUUACUUAUUCUCCAUUGAUCCAAAGUUUCAAGUCUGCUCGAUUUGAUAUGGAAAUGGAAAACUUUUUUAAGUAAAUGAUCACUGAAUUUGUUGACAAAAGAAAAAAAAAUGGAUGAAUAUAAUCAGCUGACGGAGAGUAGUACUCCUAGCGGAAAUUUAUUGUACGCAACUCCAGUGAUUGCACCAAGUUCUUCUCCUUACGGGAGAGCGUGUAGCGGCUCUAACGUGAGUAAUCUGCAGACCGAGAUGCCAUUAAUUUCCUUUCAGCUUCAAUCGAGCGAGUGUUAUCAAUCGGAGGCACACCCAAUUGUGAUGACUGAAGCUAGCAAUUCUCAACCUGGUCAAAAUUUUCACUACCCUUUGUUGAGAGGGCACCAAGUAGUUCAUCACCAACAAGAAGGGAACGAAAGCUCAAGUGAAGGGGAAGUUAUCAAAGCGAAGAUCAUUGCUCAUCCUCAGUACAAUAACCUCUUGGAAGCUUACAUGGACUGCCAAAAGGUGGGAGCUCCACCUGGAGUAGUGGCCCGACUAGCAGCUUCUCGACAAGAGUUUGAAGCGAGGCAGCGAUCUUCAGUGGCAUCGAGAGACUUCUCGAAAGACCCGGAGCUGGAUCAGUUUAUGGAAGCUUACUAUGACAUGUUGGUGAAAUACCGAGAGGAAUUAACGAGACCCAUACAAGAAGCUUUGGAUUUCAUGCGGAGGAUUGAAUCUCAACUUAAUAUGCUCAGCAAUACUCCCGUGCAGAUCUUCAACUCCGAUGAGAAGUGUGAGGGUGUUGGUUCAUCUGAGAAGGAUCAAGACAAUAGUUGUGGAGAAGCAGAACUAGCUGAAUUUGAUCCGCAUGUUGAAGAUCGAGAACUGAAGAACCACCUAUUGAGAAAAUAUAGUGGUUAUUUAAGUAGUCUGAAGCAAGAACUCUCCAAGAAAAAGAAGAAAGGGAAACUACCAAAAGAAGCUAGACAGAAAUUGCUUAGUUGGUGGGAGUUGCACUACAAAUGGCCAUACCCCUCGGAAUCAGAGAAGGUGGCAUUGGCUGAAUCAACUGGUUUGGACCAGAAACAAAUUAAUAAUUGGUUCAUAAAUCAAAGGAAACGUCACUGGAAACCCUCUGAAGACAUGCAAUUCAUGGUGAUGGAUGGUCUGCAUCCACAUAAUGCAUCUCUAUAUAUGGAUGGUCACUUCAUGGGUGACGGUCCUUAUCGUUUGGGCCCCUGAUAAUCUGCAAUACAGCUUUAUAAAUUACCUGCUCGGCAGGACUAAAUUUAUAAGUAUUUGUUUCAGUUAAAUUGCAGUCACAGCAUAUGA